This is a messenger RNA of Papaver somniferum (opium poppy), 636 nucleotides long. Its product is annotated as protein MAINTENANCE OF MERISTEMS-like. NCBI's taxonomy places the organism in Eukaryota, Viridiplantae, Streptophyta, Magnoliopsida, Ranunculales, Papaveraceae. The record is from RefSeq and is a predicted model, not a curated record. Bases 1 to 636 code for a protein of 211 amino acids. The transcript is spliced from 3 exons.
AUGGCGAUAACUCCCGAUGAUGCUCAACAAAUUCUAGGACUCGAGGUUGAUGGAAAAGCAGUCACUGAGGGAUUCAAUAAUAAGUUUUCUUUCAAUGAUAUUUAUGCAUUGAGCCAGAAAUUGUUCGGUUUGAAUCAUAUUGAGAGGGAGUCUGUUCUUGAGAUGAAGGAUGGUCGUCUAAGCAAGAAGUUUAAUCUGAAGAAGUUGAGGGACACCUUAUGGGAGACAAAGAAAAGGAUAAGGAAGGAAUGUUCCGGAAGCUUGGUCGAGGCCAGUUACUUGCAACUAUUGGAUCCCUUGGAUAAGAUGCGUGAGUAUUCUUGGGGUACUGCGGUGGUCGCCUUCUUGAAAAAUGAGUUGACAAAAUGUUCUAGGGAACUCACUAAGCAAGUUAACGAAAACACAUGUCUCUUCCAGGUUUGGAUAUAUUUGCACUUCCCUUCUUUGUUCAAAGGCAACUCCUACGUCAUAGUGGGUGAGAAUAUUGCGAUUAAUAAGCCAAGAGCGCAAAGAUACAGUUUUAAGGGUGGUCAGGAUAAGGAAAUGCCACAACAACUUAUGAAACUCCGAAACGCCAUCGACAAAUUGACUGCGGAUGAUGUGAUAUUUGAUCCGUAUCGAGAUGAUAGAAGAUAA